UAUACCUAUAUACAUAAUAUAUUUACAUAUAUACAUAAUUAUACACCAGUACUCUUGAAAAUGUAAAAACUAUAAUAAAUUCGAAAAAGAGUUUUAUUUUUAAUAAAAAUUUCUGUAAAAACUGUGUUGAAGUGUUCGUGAAUUUCUCAAAAGGACAAAUAAAAAGUGAUUUUAUUUUUCUUACACCAUUCUUAUAUGAUGCAGUCGGAAGUAAAUGUGAGGAAUUUACGUGCAGGUUAGGUGCUAACGAAGAAUUUGAUCAGAGCGGUGGUCUUGAUAGUAAAGAUUCCGGUACAUAUUCUUCAGAUAUAUCAUCUAGUUUAGAAGUUAUUGGAGCUGAUUUAAAUAUUGAAGAUAACGCUGAUCCACUACUGGAUAUGGCUGCAGCUAGUAAAGAAAUAAGUUCUGAUAAUGUUACUGAAAAUUUAGUAAAAUCAGCAGAAGGAUCAUCUGAUGAAGGAAUAUUUUCAUUAAUAUAUACGGUUGUGAAAAAAGUUGCUAUUGUUGGAACAGUAUAUUUAUUAGGAUAUAUGGGAUGGUCUGUUGCAUGGUUAGUAGCACCAGUAGCUCUUUCAGUUGCUAGAGAUCAAUGGAAAAAAUCCGCUGAUGAGAAACGUACAAUUGCAAAAGCAUCGGCUCUGACUAAUGAGAAAGAAGUUAUUUUAGCUAGAAUUGAUGAACUACCAGCUUGGGUCUACUUUCCCGAUGUUGAACGUUGUGAAUGGGUUAAUAAGAUUUUAAAACAAGUUUGGCCAAAUGCCAACCACUAUGCUCGUACAUUAGUUAAAGAUGUUAUUGAACCAAGUGUUGCUGAAGCAUUAAGAAAUUAUAAAAUGAAUGGUUUUCAAUUUGAUCGUAUUAUAUUGGGUACAAUACCACCAAGAAUUGGUGGUGUAAAAAUUUAUGAUAAAAAUGUUGGACGUAAUGAAAUUAUAAUGGAUUUAGAUUUAUUUUAUGCUGGUGACUGUGAUAUUAAUUUUCGUUUGGGUGGUAUGAAAGGUGGUAUCAAAGAUUUUCAAAUACAUGGAAUGGUUCGUGUUGUUAUGAAACCUUUAAUAAGAUCAAUGCCAUUAGUUGGUGGUUUACAAAUAUUCUUUUUAAAUAAUCCAAAUAUUGAUUUUAAUUUAGUUGGUGUUAUUGAUUUAUUAGAUAUGCCUGGUUUAAGUGAUAUAUUACGUCGUGUUAUUGUUGAACAAAUUGCUGCUGUUAUGGUAUUACCAAAUAAAUUACCAAUAACAUUAAGUGAAGAAGUAGCAGCACAAACAUUAAAAAUGCCAGAACCUGAGGGUGUUUUACGUAUACAUGUUGUUGAAGCAAAAGAUUUAAUGAAAAAAGAUAUUUCAGUUUUGGGUAAAGGUAAAUCAGAUCCAUAUGGUUUAAUUAGUGUUGGUGCACAAGAAUUCAGAACACAAACAAUUGAUAAUACUGUUAAUCCAAAAUGGGAUUAUUGGUGUGAGGCAUUGGUCAACGCAAGCUUAGGUCAAGAAAUUUUAUUUACUUUAUGGGAUUAUGAUCAAGGAUUCCCAGGUGUUAUGAAUGAUGACUUCUUGGGAAGGGCAACAGUUGAAAUAAGCAAUGUAGUUAAAAAAGGUGUACUUGAUACCUGGUUAACACUUGAAGAUGCUAAACAUGGUUUGCUACAUGUCCGUCUCACAUGGUACAAAUUAUCAUCUAAUACAGCUGAUUUACAAGCAGCUCUUGAAGAAACACAACUAUUACGUGUAACAUCAAUGAGUACAGCAAUAUUGUGUGUAUAUAUUGAUUCAGCCAAAAAUCUACCUCAAGCACGUCCACAGUCUCAACCAGAUCCAUAUUUAACAAUUAGUGUUGGUAAACAUAUUGAACAAACUGCCGUUCAAUUACGUACAGAUGCACCAGUUUGGGAACAAGGAUACUCAUUUUUAGUUGGCAAUCCUGAUAAUGAUACAUUACAAUUGAAAAUCACAGAUCAAAAAACUGAAAAAGAAAUCGGUCGCUAUACAUAUAUUUUGAGCGCUUUAUUACAACGUAAAAAUAUGGAAUUUUUACAACAACCUUUCCAAUUACAAAAAUCUGGACCAGAAUCAAAAAUUAUUAUGACAUUAUCUUUAAGAAUAUUAAAAAGAGCUGAUCCAUUAGAAGGUGAACCAGUUGCAGAUGUUCAUAGUUUAUUACAAAGAUCAUCAUCACAAAUGUCAAGAUCAGAUUCAACUUUAUCUAGAGGUGGUUCAGUAAAAGCACCUCAACAACCAUUGGAAACAUCUUCUGUUGCAAAGACUAAGGACACUCCACCAUCCGUGAUUUCGGAUAGUGUUAUACCAGAAGAAGAUUUUACAUCAGCAAAAGUAACAAAACUUUCUUCAUCGCCAUCUGGUAGCACAAAAUCUAGUCAAUCAUCAUUACAUCAUCGUGUACCAGAUAUAACAAGUUCAGCUGGUGAAUAUGGUUUGGGAAGAAUUCAGUUGUCAUUACGUUAUCAUAUACAACGACAAAAAUUAACUGUUACCGUUCAUAAAAUAAUGAAUAUACCAUUAAAAGAUCCAUCAAAUAUACCAGAUCCAUAUGUAAAAUUAUAUUUACUUCCUGGAAGAACAAAGGAAUCAAAAAGAAAAACAGCAACAAUUAAAGAUAAUUGUAAUCCAGUAUAUGAUAGUAGUUUUGAAUAUUUAAUUUCAAUUGCUGAAUUAAUGAAUAGUGAACUUGAAGUAACUGUUUGUACACAAAAAGGAUUUUUAUCUGGUGGCAGUCCAAUCAUUGGAAUGUUGAAAAUUGCUCUCAGUGAUCCAGAAAUCUCAUCUCAAGGAUUCUCAAAUUGGUAUGAUUUGCUACCGCAUGAAGGUGGUGAUUAAGAUUAAAACUUUUUUUUUUAUUU
Messenger RNA from Condylostylus longicornis, 2851 nucleotides. It is a transcript of the gene Esyt2, whose product is annotated as extended synaptotagmin-2. The transcript is spliced from 13 exons. Gene Ontology annotation, molecular function: lipid binding. The record is from RefSeq and is a predicted model, not a curated record. Gene Ontology annotation, biological process: lipid transport. Lineage: Eukaryota; Metazoa; Arthropoda; Insecta; Diptera; Dolichopodidae. Bases 378 to 2828 code for a protein of 816 amino acids.